Messenger RNA from Eleginops maclovinus (Patagonian blennie), 918 nucleotides. RefSeq names its product peptidyl-prolyl cis-trans isomerase A-like. Gene Ontology annotation, molecular function: peptidyl-prolyl cis-trans isomerase activity. Gene Ontology annotation, biological process: cellular response to hydrogen peroxide; protein peptidyl-prolyl isomerization; regulation of mitochondrial membrane permeability involved in programmed necrotic cell death. The record is from RefSeq and is a predicted model, not a curated record. Lineage: Eukaryota; Metazoa; Chordata; Actinopteri; Perciformes; Eleginopidae. The transcript has 6 exons. Gene Ontology annotation, cellular component: mitochondrion. The coding region runs from base 96 to 677 and encodes 193 amino acids.
GAUGUACUUCCGGUUGCUUGUGGAGCACUUCCUUGCCUUGCAUAUGUGAGUGUGACUCUUGCUCGUAACCUAUCUGAGCCUCAAUAACUUGAAAAAUGUUGCUUUUAUCAAACAGAAUAAAAGUAUGUUCUCUCGCGUUUACCUUCGCGCGCGUGUACAGCAGCGGCCCUGCAGUUGCCAACAAAAACCCCACGGUGUACUUUGACAUUGCUGCAGACAACCAGCCCCUCGGCAGGGUAACCUUUGAGCUCAACGCAGACGUUGUGCCAAGGACUGCAGAGAACUUCAGAGCGCUUUGCACAGGGGAACAGGGCUUUGGUUACAAGGGAUCGAUUUUCCACAGGGUGAUCCCCCGGUUCAUGUGCCAGGGUGGAGAUUUUACCAACCACAAUGGAACUGGAGGGAAGUCUAUUUAUGGAUUGAAGUUCUCUGAUGAGAACUUCAAGCUGAAACACACUGGACCUGGUAUCUUGUCUAUGGCCAAUGCUGGACCCAACACCAAUGGAUCCCAGUUCUUCAUCUGCACCUCUAAAACAGAAUGGCUCGACGGCAGGCAUGUUGUCUUUGGCAGCGUGAAGGAGGGACUGGACGUGAUCAAGAAAGUGGAGUCUUUCGGUUCCCAGUCUGGGCGAACGUCCAAGAGGAUCACUAUCGCAGACUGCGGAGAGCUGGAGUAGACUCUGCGCAGAGGACACAGUCCUAGUCUCAUCUUCUGCUGUAAUUUCUACGCAAGGGUCGGAGUGAAAGAGGGCCUUUCUUCAUCAUGGCACAUAGUGCUUCCUCUCUCUAGAGGAAAAGAUUAUCUCAGUCAGUUUUUUAUUCUGUUAGUCUUUCUCUGGGUGAAGCGUUUAACUGUGACAGUGUAAAAUGUGAAGAGGCAAUAAAUUGCAAACAAUAAAACAUUUUUUCUAAAUAUAA